Molecule: messenger RNA, 500 nt
Organism: Geodia barretti
Lineage: Eukaryota; Metazoa; Porifera; Demospongiae; Tetractinellida; Geodiidae
Source: the annotation of a GenBank genome assembly
GAUGCUUGCUGCUAAUAAUUGAGGCAAAACAGAAGAAUACUUUGGCCUCAGUGGAAAAAACAUUCAUCUUGUGGGUCUCCUGACCAAGUGAAACUUAGCUUGCACAAUAUCAAUGCUCUUCAAAACAUAGUGUAGUACAAACUCUGUGAUGCUCAUAAGUCUGUACUGCUCUAAGUCUGAACCAAUGGAGAGCUUGCUGUCCAGGUUUCUAAUGGUGUAGGCCUGAAAUGCAUCUACCUCAUCUGGGGAAACCUUUUCAACAUUUCUGUGGUUGCAUUGUUAGAGACCUCAAUGAUGUGCUUAGUGCUCUCAUCAAUGCAUUUCUCACUGACAUCUCUGUAGAGCCAGUUACAAGACCUCAACUUUCUUAUUGCAGUCUUGACAUGGUUCACAGCCACCAAACUACGCCACACAACAUUACUCUUGGUUGGCCUACCAUUGACAAUAAUGUACAACUCUUUGGUCUGGUAGGACAGAGGUAUGCUGUUGGACCUUGUUUA